AUGUCUUUAGGCAUUACACUUUUAGACGGGUCAGAGACGUCUCAGAGACGUCUCAUCCGGCCUUUAAAAGACGUCUUAAAAACGUCUCGUGCUUACUGGGCAGCUACUAAAGGUGGCGUUAUUGCAGACGAUGAUAUCAUAUGUUACAAUGAUCAUAAAAGCAUCAUUAUAACUGCAGGUAUGUGUUUAUUUUAUUUUUUUGUAAAGUAUAGAAAAAAGCGAAAGCCUGAAAUAAUAAAUGACUAUUUAUGUGGUUUAAAAGGUAUUGUAAAAGCAUACAGCGCUCCAACGAAUGAAGCAUCGACAGAACCUGAAGCUCACUCCGUUGCAGGGCGAUAUUUAAGUGUUGACAUAGGAAAUCUAUGUCAUAUACAUGUUUUCCUCUAUUUUUUAUUCCGCUUAGAUUCUGCACCAGACGCAUUGCAAGAAAGUGAGAAUGCUUUCAAUGAUGAUGACGACUGCGACGAUGAUGACGAAGGCAGUGACACACAAAAUGAUGAUGAUUGCUAUGAUGAUGAUGAGUUAAAUGAUACCGAUGUAUCAAAUGAUGGGCGUCGUCGACGAUGUUAUCGUAAGAGAAAAUGUGGACGAAAAUACAGUGUACGUAAGGGAUAUGGUGGACGAAAAGGAUAUAUUAGACGUAAAGGAUAUGCUGGACGUAUAGGAUAUGGUGGACGCAAAGGAUAUGGCGGACAUAUAGGGCAUGGUGGACGUAGAGGGUAUGUUGGACGCAAAGGAUAUGUUGGACGCAAAGGUUAUAGUGGACGCAAAGGAUAUGUUGGGCGCAAAGGAUAUGGUGGACGUAAAAGUUAUGGAGGACGUAAAGGAUAUGGUGGACGUAAAGGAUAUGUUGGACGUAAAGGAUAUGGUGGGCGUAAAGGAUAUGUUGGACGCAAACGAUAUAGUGGACGUAAAGGACAUGCUGGACGCAAAGGAUAUGGUGUACGUAAAGGAUAUGGUGGACGCAAACGAUAUAGUGGACGCAAAGUACAUGCUGGACGCAAAGGAUAUGGUGGACGCAAGGGAUAUGGUGGGCAAAAAAGAUAUGGUGGACAAAGAGGAUAUGGUGGACGCAAAGGAUAUGGUGGACACAAAGGAUACGGUGGACGAAAAGGUUAUAGUGGAUGAAAUUACAUAAAGUAGCAUGUAAUUUAUUCUUUAAUAAAACGACAUCUCUUACGUAAAAUUACUUGUAGUUCUAAAUUGUGUUUCGGUUUUCCUUUAUUUUAUUUUAUUAUUAUUUAUUUUUUAUUAUUAUUUUUAUUUAUUUAUUAUUAUUUCAUUUAUUUAAAGUUGGUUUUACAUAGUAAAUGGUAAA
This is a messenger RNA of Hydractinia symbiolongicarpus, 1318 nucleotides long. RefSeq names its product heterogeneous nuclear ribonucleoprotein A2 homolog 2-like. The transcript is spliced from 5 exons. Lineage: Eukaryota; Metazoa; Cnidaria; Hydrozoa; Anthoathecata; Hydractiniidae. The record is from RefSeq and is a predicted model, not a curated record. Bases 1 to 1128 code for a protein of 375 amino acids.